AUGGGGCACCUUUUGAAUGCCUUGUCAAUCAUGGGACACACGCAUCAGCAUCUGACAGCGUUCAGAAAAGAUGCUCAGCGCUACGCGCUUCCAUAUGAUUACAAAGGAGUGUGUGAUGUCGAGGCUGGAAACAGCAAACUGCUUUACGGAGAGGAUGGAGCGGUGGUAGGCGCCGUGGUAGGCGAGGCAACGUCUAUGUGGCUGGCUAUUGGCUCCUACAAUUACGGAAUCCCUGCAAAGAGAAUGCCCUUUCCCAACGGGACGUGUACGGCGGACCUUGUCAACGGAUCCAUGACAACCGUUGCUAUGACAACGGCCCUAACAACAUCCGCAACGACAUUUACCACAGGCAUGAUGCCGGAAGAAAGUCCAAUUAGCCCCGGCCUCCAGUGGUUGUACUCUAUCUCCUACCUAUGGUAUACUGGCAUUGGGAUGAUUAUUGUGGUUGUGGUGGGGCUUCCAGUCAGCUUUCUCACAGGAGCCAACUCCACCCACGAUAUACCGGCCAAGUACCAGAUCCCUGUAUUCAGCCGUAUCUUCUGUUGUCUGCCAAACUCCUGGCUUAGAGGACUGGCCUGUAACAGGGACUUUCCA
Messenger RNA from Aplysia californica (California sea hare), 594 nucleotides. RefSeq names its product sodium-dependent multivitamin transporter. The record is from RefSeq and is a predicted model, not a curated record. NCBI's taxonomy places the organism in Eukaryota, Metazoa, Mollusca, Gastropoda, Aplysiida, Aplysiidae.